CUUGCAAUGCAAGUCCUUAAUUUUGUAAUGAUAAUUUCAUCGGCAUUAAUGGUGUGGAAAGGGUUAGCAUUAUACACAAAUAGCGAAAGUCCGAUAGUUGUAGUUUUAAGUGGUAGUAUGGAACCAGCGUUCUAUCGUGGUGAUCUUUUGUUCCUUGGAAUGCCGGAUGAACCAGUACGUGUUGGUGAUAUAGUGGUAUUUAAAAUUCCGGGAAGGGAUGUGCCGAUUGUCCAUCGUGUUAUAAAGUUACAUGAUGAACGUGAUACCAGUAAACAAUUCAUUCUGACAAAAGGUGAUAAUAAUCAGGUUGAUGAUCGAGGACUAUACAAUCCUGGGCAACUUUGGAUUCAUAAAGAAGAUAUUGUGGGAAAAGUUAGAGGGUGUGUAUGA
Molecule: messenger RNA, 390 nt
Organism: Ambispora gerdemannii
Lineage: Eukaryota; Fungi; Glomeromycota; Glomeromycetes; Archaeosporales; Ambisporaceae
Source: the annotation of a GenBank genome assembly